AUGACUUGUUUGGAUCGGCUCACCGUUGAAAUCGACAACCUUCAUUGUCCAACAUGUGAAGCUCGAAUUACUCAGUUGGCUGAGGGUAUCACAGGGGCUACGCUUACAUUCGAACAAGAUAAGCUUAUCAUUUCAGCAGAUUCUUUGGAUGCGGUGGUUUCCAAAUAUGUCAAGAAGUUAGUCAGUCUGGGGUUUCUCGUAUCAUCUUGGGAGUAUACUCGUAACGGCAACAUUGUCAGUGCCCAUGUUCAACCACUUGUUGAAGCGUCAGGAAUUGCAAGUCGUUUAGGAUGGAAGAGUUUGAAAAAACGUUGGUUUGAUUAUCAGCAUGUGAAAUAUUGCAAUCAUUGCCAGCACAGUGACUCCGAGCUGCUAACUGUCACUUCUGAUGAGUUACCGUCAAAUGAAUUGAGCGAUGUUCGAGUUGUUUUCAGCAUCACUGGGAUGACUUGCGUGCUGUGCGUCAAUGCUAUUCAUGAACAAUUGCAACAGUUAUUACCAGAAAGUUCAAGUAUUGAUGUGGACUUGUUGCUGAAUCGAGCAGUCGUGAUAAUUUCCGACAGGGGUUUGACAAAUAAAAUCAUUGACACUAUUGAGGAUAUGGGUUUCGAAGCCAGAGUAGCAGAAAUUGUAUCUGUUUGUGAAGGUAUGGAGUUUACUCGAAAAACUCAUCGCUAUGUCAAUUUUAAGUUACAUGGUGUAAGUUCUGAAGACGAUGUGAAGGCGAUUAUUCAGUUAGUCUCAUUAUGGACUGGAGACAUCGCUGUUGAGUAUGCUGAAUUAAGUGUUGACAAGCCAUACUUACAAGUAACAUACAAACCCUCGUCGCAAUUAAAUAUACGAGGUCUCAUAACGAGUUUAUCCCCAUACAAAGUGGAGUUAAUUCGUCCUGAGUCGAUGGAUGAGGAGUUGAAAAAUGUGGCAUCUAAAGAGACCUCAGAGAUUGUUAAACGGUUGAAGUUGACCGCAAUUCUUGCAAUUCCAACAUUUGUUUUUAGCAUGGUGACAAUGUUUUUCAUGACAGAAGAUAAUCCUGUGAGAAAAUGGACUGAACACCCUUUGUGGGUAGGAAACAUUCUGACUAAUACUUGGAUCUUAUUCUUUCUUGCCACCCCCAUUUUCUUCUGUGCUGAUGAUAUGUUUCACCAGCGAGCUUUCAAGGAAUUAAAACAGUUGUGGUUUUACAAAAAUUCAUGGAAGAAGAGAUUUUUGAAGUUUGGCUCAAUGGAUUUGUUGAUGAGCUUGGGUACCUCUGUUUCUUACUUUGCUCUGAUAGGAUUAAUGAUAUUGCUGGGACAACAACCCCCUCAUUCUAAAGGUUUUGAAAUGACAUAUUUCGAUUCAGUGGUAUUUUUGACCUUCUUCGUAUUGGUUGGAAGAUACUUGGGGGCCGUCUCUCGCGUUAUUGCAGCUGAUUCUGUUGCAAAUUUGGGAGAAGCUAAGUCUGUUGAGGCCGUUUUAGUGAAGGAAAACACCGAAGGUUUUGAGGAAAACGUGAUAGAAGCCGUGUUGUUGGACGUGGACGACACCAUUCGUGUUAGACCAGGGGAAUUGCCUGCUGUGGAUUGUGUAAUAAUCGAAGGCGUCUCAGAGUUCGACGAAAGUGCACUCACGGGUGAAUCCAGACCUGUGCUCCAUCAGUCAGGUCAUCAGAUAUACGCAGGCUCGGUGAAUUGUGGUACUAAGUCGGUCCUCGCAAAAAUCAACACGAUUCCUGGUCAGUCUUUGAUUGAUGACAUUGUCAUGACGGUGAGAAAUGGACAAUUGAACAAAGCUCCAAUUGAGCGUACCGCAGACACGCUUACGGGUUAUUUUGUUCCUUUGAUCAUACUUUUGGCGACUUUGACACUCGUCGUUUGGUUAGUCCUUGCCUACCUGGGUAAUCUACCAGAUCUGUAUAGGGACAAUGAUAUUGGUGGUUGGCUCGUAUGGUCUCUCGAAUUUCUGAUUGCGGUAUUUGUUAUCGCCUGCCCAUGUGGCAUUGGCUUGGCGGCGCCGACUGCUCUUUACGUUGGCUCUGGACUUGCAGCCAAAUAUGGCAUUCUCGCCAAAGGCGGUGGCCUGGCAUUUCAAGAUGGUGCUCAAACAAACGUCGUUUGUUUUGAUAAGACGGGAACCUUGACCCAUGGCAAGUUGGAAGUUACUGAUUUUGUUGUGCAUGACGAUCAAGGUUGGCAGCUAAUGUGGGAUCUUGAAACGGCUUCAAAUCACCCCAUUGCUCUAGCACUCAGGAACCACAUCAAAAAACUGCAUCCAGUAUCCCAAAUGAAUACAGUACCCGAACCUCAAGUGGAGGCAGGUAAGGGUGUUUUUGGAGCUGUUGUACCCCUAACUGCAGGAGAAUGGCCCACCGAUGCGAUCCUUGGAAAUGAAGCGUUCAUGAAUGAAAAUGGAGUUCAGGUAUCAUCUCAGGAUCGAGACUUGAUUCACAAAUGGAAAUUGCAAGCUAAGCUGGUAGUCAUGCUUGCGGCACGCCGAUCUGACAAGUUUGAGCUCAUUAUAGCUACGGCAUUGAGGGACAACAUACGUGAAGAGGCACGAGAUGUGAUUCAAGCAUUUGAAAAUCGAGGAAUUGAAUGUUGGAUGAUUACAGGUGAUAACUAUGUGACCGCUCUGGUGAUUGCUAAUGAGUUGGGAAUUUCAAAUGUUAUUGCUGAUGUUCUACCUCAUGAGAAGCAAGCUCAAGUGAAACAGCUUCAAGAGCGACCUAACCGCAUGCUGGUGGUAGCCAUGAUUGGCGAUGGGAUCAACGACGCACCAGCUUUAACGCAAGCGAAUGUUGGUGUUGCUUUGAGCCUGGGAACUGAUUUGGCGAUGACAUCACUGGACUUCAUCAUUUUGAACAAGUCAACUCCACUUGUGGCAUUUUACACAUUGCUUGACAUUUCUCGCAUUGUAUUCCGAAGAAUUCGCUUCAACUUUGGUUGGGCUUUGGUCUACAAUAUUAUUAGCAUUCCGAUUGCUGCUGGUUUAUUUUAUCCUUGGAAACAUACACGAUUGAACCCCGCGUGGGCGGCAGCUGCCAUGGCAUUGCUGAGCAUUUCGGUUGUAAUGUCGUCCCUCGCAUUACGUAUGUAUCACCCCAAGAAUAUCUCCGAGAUGGUGACACAUGAUUAG
Messenger RNA from Diutina rugosa, 3117 nucleotides. It is a transcript of the gene CRP1, whose product is annotated as Crp1p. NCBI's taxonomy places the organism in Eukaryota, Fungi, Ascomycota, Pichiomycetes, Serinales, Debaryomycetaceae. The record is from RefSeq and is a predicted model, not a curated record. Gene Ontology annotation, molecular function: copper ion binding; P-type divalent copper transporter activity; ATP hydrolysis activity. Gene Ontology annotation, biological process: copper ion homeostasis; monoatomic cation transport. The transcript has a single exon. Gene Ontology annotation, cellular component: membrane. The coding region runs from base 1 to 3117 and encodes 1038 amino acids.